AUGAUUCAUAGUUUAUUCAUAAUAAACCCAUCUGGAGAUGUUUUUCUUGAAAAACACUGGAGGAGCGUUAUACCUAGAUCUGUUUGUGAUUAUUAUCUGGAAGCGCAGAGAGCCUCACCAAAUGAUGUCCCACCAGUUUUAGCAGCUCCUCACCAUUAUUUAAUAUCUAUUCAAAGAGGUGGGGUAGCACUUGUAGCUGUAAGUAAGCAAGAGGUUGCACCGCUUUUUGUUAUUGAAUUCUUACACAGGGUAGUUGAUACAUUCCAGGAUUAUUUUUCAGAUUGUACGGAGACUAUUAUAAAAGAGAAUUAUGUUGUUGUGUAUGAGUUGUUGGAUGAAAUGUUAGAUAAUGGAUUCCCGCUAGCGACUGAGAGUAAUAUAUUAAAAGAACUCAUUAAACCACCAAACAUACUACGAACAAUUGCUAAUACUGUUACUGGAAAAUCAAAUGUAUCUUCAAUAUUACCAUCUGGUCAGCUCUCAAAUGUACCAUGGCGUAGAUCUGGUGUCAAGUAUGCUAAUAAUGAAGCAUAUUUUGAUGUUGUGGAGGAAGUUGAUGCUAUUAUUGAUAAAAGUGGAGCUACUGUUUCUGCUGAAAUACAAGGAUAUGUUGAUUGUUGUAUCAAGUUGAGUGGAAUGCCAGAUCUAACUUUAACAUUUGUGAAUCCAAGACUAUUUGAUGAUGUAUCAUUCCAUCCUUGUGUUAGAUUUAAGAGAUGGGAGUCUGAAAGAAUCCUUUCUUUCAUACCACCGGACGGUAACUUUCGAUUAAUGUCAUAUCACGUAGGCUCACAAAGUGUGGUGGCUAUACCAAUAUAUGUGAGACACAAUCUUGUACUAAAAUCCAAUGGGGAUCAGGGGAGACUUGACUUGACGGUUGGACCGAAACAAACAAUGGGACGGACGUUAGAAAAUGUAUCACUUGAAAUCUGUAUGCCGAAAUGUGUGUUGAAUUGUUCCCUGACCGCCAAUCAAGGAAAGUAUUCCUAUGAUCCCGUCAGUAAAAUUUUGAUAUGGGAAAUUGGACGUGUGGAACUGCCAAAAUUGCCUAAUAUUAGGGGAUCAGUAUCGGUUGCUUCUGGAGCAGACACAUCAGGUGCAAAUCCAAGUAUCAAUGUACACUUGACGAUACCGGCGUUAGCAGUAAGCGGCUUGCGUGUGAGUCGUCUAGAUAUGUAUGGAGCUAAAUAUAAGCCAUUUAAGGGUGUAAAGUACGUCACUAAAGCGGGAAAAUUCCAUAUUCGUAUGUGA
Messenger RNA from Pieris macdunnoughi, 1251 nucleotides. The record is from the annotation of a GenBank genome assembly. NCBI's taxonomy places the organism in Eukaryota, Metazoa, Arthropoda, Insecta, Lepidoptera, Pieridae.